AGUAGAGAAUGCUAAUUCCCUGAAACAUUUGGGAGAGGUGUCACUGAAGGAGUUUAAUGAUAGGAAUUCCUUACUGUUUUCAAAGUUUCUGACAUGCCAUUUGGGAGAGAUUUGUGGUAUUCUAAUCCUUGCAAUGUGUUUUACAUGGAGACUUUGAAAUUUUGUACAACUUAAUGGCAAGUAUUUGUCUCAGAGUCAUUCUACAGUGAAGAAAGAUUAGCCUCAUACUACCAGAGUUCAAGGUAAUAUACCUGUUACCUUGAGGAAUAACAGGACAUAAACAGGUCUUUGUGGCUAAGGACAACAGAUGUUCUUAAAGCAAGCUAUAUGUUAACUAGUAUCACAGUUUACAAAAACUUGACAUUGAACUACUCUAAGGUCACCAACAGAUCAAGCCCAAUUAAUAAACUUCAUACAGUUUACUUUGUGUAACUUUAUAGUAAAUGCAGGGUGUCCCCCCCCCCCAGUUAUGAUGAAAUAUUUGACAAUAUGCCUUUCUGUAACAAAUUUAAAAAUGUUUUGAACAGAGAAGACAGACAAUCCAUAUACUAUUUGGAGCAGGGUUUAAUUAGUAUAGUCCCCCCCUACCCAAUUAUACUAGUUGAGAUUUUGAAAUGGAAUGGUAUCAGGUGAAUUGAGAGGUAAAUGCACUUUGAAAAUGGGUCUGAAAAGUGGGGAUUAACCUUCAUUCCUCACUCCUAGAAGAUUAAAAAAAAAAAAAGCACAGAGGCACUGAGUAGGCACGUUUUCAGGGUGCUUUUAUAGAGUGAGUGAUAAACAAGAGUCAAUAUAUUUCUUGCACAGAAUUGUUGAUUUUUAAGAAAAUGCUUAUAAGGAGAUCAGUACUUCAUUUUAUUGUAUUAUCGCUAAUGAAAUUUUACAUGAAUAUGAAUUUGCUGGAUGCAGAGAAAAAUUAAAGGUUGCGGUUAAUAGACACUGCCAUUUGGAGAAAAAAAAUCAGUCAAAAAUGCAUUUUUGAAACUAAAUUAGAAAAAUAAUUUGACAUGCAGCAUUUGAACUGAGGCAUAAUAGUAUAUUAAAUAUGACUCAACUACUCUACAAAGAUAGGUUGAGUGCUGAAUAAUAGUGAUGGAGGUUUGUGUGGUGGGUGAGAAGGCUAAACCAUGGGAUGAGUUGGAAAAUUCUGAGACAUCUAAACUCAACUAAGUUCUUAUUGUAAGUUCUGCUGUUAGAUUCUGUUAAGUAGGAAAGUAGGCUUGGAAGCAUUUUGAGAUCCAUCCUGUUUCCAACUGCAAAUACUGGUCUCAGCAGUCCCACAGUGCCUUGCAUGUAAAGGUGCUCAAUAAAUAUUUGAAUCAGUGAGCAAAUGUUUACUCUAGACUGUUAGUUUUCCAGGAUCUUAUAAUUGCAUCUAUUUGCAUGUUAAGCCUAGGGUGAAUUUAAAAUCUGAUCUAAUGAGCAUAGUGCAAAACAGACAUGUAGAAUUUUAGUAUCUGACAACCAUGUAUACGUAUUUAGGAUGUAGACAAGCAGAAUAAAAAGUGAAAUAGCACAUGGAUAGUGAAAUACAUAAGGGACAGCUGCAUUUUGGAGGGUGGGAUAGCAAUUACUUAAUUCGGAGAAAAGGGAAUAAUGCUUCUAUUCACACUGGACCUGGGACUACUAUUUUCUGAGCAGAAGUCUCUUCAUUACACUGUUCUCAGUUGGUUUUCGCCUAGAUCAUCUUAAGACAACGAAAGCAGGAGCUUGGAUUUUCUUCUGCAACUUUAUAGCUUCAGAUGGGAGUAAUUUGGGGAACAUUUUCUCUAAGGGGAUAAACCAGGGUAGCUCCUGACAGGAAAUGACCAAUGACAUUUUUUUGUAAACUCGUUUCCUGGCCAUAAGUGGUUAGGUAAGUGAGAAAACCACUAGUGGACACAAAAGGAUCUGGAGAGAAUUAGGGACAAUUCUAGUGGGUGGAGAUGGCAAUUGCUGGGGAAUGCAGCACAUAAACAAGGACACCAGGUGGCACCAUUAGCAGUGUUCCAUUACCUCUUGGAGAUAAUCACAGAAUAGCAAGGAGGUGAAGGAAUCAACCCCGUUUCAUACUGUUGUGGCUAAUGACCCUUGCCUUCUCAAGAUUUGAGAAAUAAAUGUGAAAAUCCCAUUUUAUAUGUCAUUUCAUCUGCGGUGCAUGCUUAAAGGGAAGGAAGCCUCAUGCCUCUGGUAGCUGUUGCCAGUUGGUCUUCUAGGAGAUGACUUCCCAGAUCUUUAUGUCAAUCUGUGAGCUUUACAGUUUUCAUUUUUAAUACGUGCUAUCAUAUACACAAGUACGUAACCUGUUUUGCCUCUUGGCUGUACAAGACGCAGUCGCAGCAGUGGGUUGGGGUUCCUUCCCUUUUGCUAACAUUGCCAACUUCCCCAGGGGUUCCAAGGACCUGGAUUGGAUGAGUGAUACAUUAGUGUACUAUUUCUCUUUUGGCGUAAGCUAACCUUUUUUUAAGGUAAUUUGUUGAAGUAGCAACGAGGCAGAAAGGCUACUAGAAAAUAAACCUAGGUCGAGACACGUGUGAAAUAAUACGUAAAGGUAUUCUUCUGUGUGUCCCCCCCAGCCCCGCUCAAGAGCUAGAAAAACGAUACCAGUAAAUCUAGUGCCAGGAGGCUUGGCGGUGACCUUUACUGGAAAAAUGUUUCACCAGUAAAAUUUGACAGGAACAUGGAAGAGAUCUGGAGCAACAAAACUCUAGUUAACUCUAGAUGAGCGCGCGACGGGACACUGGAGGCUUAAGAAAUCACGAAACAAGUUAAGUCCCAUAGGCACAUUCACUUUUGCCCCCCUCCCCGCCUAAAGCGCUAUUCUAGACUAUCAGCUCCCACCCCUUUUAUCAUGGUCAAUCAGGUAACCUAGUUCAAUACACUUCUUAGCUGUCGAAAAAAUUACGCAGGAGAGUCAUUUCUACGUAGGCCAGGACUCCAGGCAGGCGGCAAGCAGGAACUAUUCCAACAGCUUUAAAUCCCAGCCCCUGGCUGGGGUCGAUGGGAGCAGAGCCUUACGGCUGUACCUCAGUCGUGUAAUUCUGAGCUAGGAGUUAGUUUCGCCUCUGGUCCCUAGGGCCUAUCGAAUGCCAACCGUAACACCCUGGGGGCGUGGUUACCGUCUUGUUGGGGCUCUGAGAAGUGCACUUGUCUGGGGGACCAGGCCUGAUAAUACCAUAAAAGGCUCGGUUUCUCAGUUGUGAAACCAUGUUCUGUUGACCCUCCUCUAGGAGCGAUACCCGCGACUGCAUGUGAGGAAUCCGUGGUUCUUGAGUCCCGCAGUCCUUAACUUCCUAGGCCCUUUCACUGGCUCCGCCCCUCACAAGCCUUACUCGUCCACCCUGGGAACGCCCUCUUGCGUACACACCGCACCCCCCGCUUCGGCUCCUCCCAUCCAGCCUGUAGCUGAGCCCGGGCGGUAGUUCGCGUUUUGAGCCGCUCGUGCCACCAUAGCUGCUGCUGCCGCUGUCGCUACGAAGCUGAAAUCGCUGAGCGCGAUGCCUGAGGGCGCUGUGAGCUCUGCGGCCCCCGCGCCCCGGGGCUGGUCAGUGAGAGGGCAUACUGAAAGGCCCUGUGGAGUGGGAAAGCAGAGCCGCUGUUGAGACAAGUCCCAAGAUUGGGCCAGACACUGACCCGGGGGCUCCUCAUCAUGAUGGCUGUAGAAGGGUCAACCAUUACCAGCCGGAUCAAGAACCUUCUGCGAUCCCCCUCCAUCAAAUUACGCAGAAGUAAGGCAGGAAACCGGCGAGAGGACCUGAGCUCCAAGGUGACCUUGGAGAAGGUGCUUGGAAUAACAGUGUCUGGAGGCAGAGGACUUGCCUGUGACCCCCGAUCGGGUUUAGUUGCCUACCCAGCUGGGUGUGUGGUCGUGCUGUUCAAUCCCAGGAAGCACAAACAGCACCACAUCCUCAACAGUUCCAGGAAAACCAUCACUGCCCUUGCCUUCUCCCCUGACGGCAAGUACUUGGUCACUGGAGAGAGUGGGCACAUGCCAGCCGUGCGGGUUUGGGAUGUAGCUGAGCACAGCCAGGUGGCAGAGCUGCAGGAGCACAAGUAUGGUGUGGCUUGUGUGGCCUUCUCCCCUAGCGCCAAGUACAUCGUCUCUGUGGGCUACCAACACGACAUGAUCGUCAAUGUCUGGGCCUGGAAGAAAAACAUUGUGGUGGCCUCCAAUAAAGUGUCCAGUCGGGUCACAGCAGUGUCCUUCUCUGAAGAUUGCAGCUACUUUGUCACUGCAGGCAACCGGCACAUCAAAUUCUGGUACCUUGAUGACAGCAAGACCUCAAAGGUGAAUGCCACUGUGCCCCUGCUGGGCCGCUCAGGGCUGCUGGGGGAGCUGCGGAACAACCUGUUCACCGAUGUGGCCUGUGGCCGAGGGAAGAAAGCGGACAGCACCUUCUGCAUCACGUCCUCAGGGCUGCUGUGCGAGUUCAGUGAUCGGAGGCUUUUGGAUAAGUGGGUGGAGCUGAGAAACACAGACAGCUUCACAACCACCGUGGCCCACUGCAUCUCCGUGAGCCAAGACUACAUCUUCUGUGGCUGCGCUGAUGGCACCGUGCGCCUCUUCAACCCCUGUAACCUGCACUUCCUCAGUACCCUGCCCCGGCCCCACGCCCUGGGGACAGACAUUGCCAGUGUCACAGAGGCCAGUCGCCUCUUCUCUGGAGUGGCCAAUGCCAGGUAUCCAGACACCAUUGCCUUGACCUUUGAUCCUACUAAUCAGUGGCUGUCUUGUGUGUACAACGACCACAGCAUUUAUGUUUGGGAUGUGAGGGACCCCAAGAAAGUGGGCAAGGUGUACUCGGCUCUGUAUCAUUCCUCCUGCGUUUGGAGUGUGGAGGUCUACCCCGAAGUGAAGGACAGUAACCAGGCCUGCCUGCCCCCCAGUUCCUUUAUCACCUGUUCCUCUGACAACACUAUCCGCCUGUGGAACACAGAGAGCUCUGGGGUGCAUGGCUCCACCCUGCACCGAAACAUCCUCAGCAACGACCUCAUUAAGAUCAUCUAUGUGGAUGGGAACACUCAGGCCCUGCUGGACACUGAGCUGCCUGGGGGAGACAAAGCUGAUGGGUCCCUGAUGGAUCCCCGCGUGGGCAUUCGUUCUGUGUGUAUCAGCCCCAACGGACAGCAUCUAGCUUCAGGGGACCGUGUGGGCACACUCAGGGUGCACGAACUGCAGUCCCUAAAUGAGAUGCUGAGGGUGGAGGCCCAUGACUCGGAAAUUCUAUGCCUGGAGUACUCUAAGCCGGACACAGGUCUGAAGCUGCUAGCGUCAGCCAGCCGGGACCGGCUGAUCCAUGUGUUAGAUGCUGGACGGGAGUACAGCCUGCAGCAGACGCUGGACGAGCACUCAUCCUCCAUCACUGCUGUCAAGUUUGCAGCCAGCGAUGGGCAAGUCCGCAUGAUCAGCUGUGGAGCAGACAAGAGCAUCUACUUCCGCACUGCACAGAAGUCUGGAGAUGGAGUACAGUUUACACGGACACACCACGUGGUACGGAAGACGACCCUCUAUGACAUGGACGUGGAGCCCAGCUGGAAGUACACAGCCAUCGGCUGCCAGGAUCGAAAUAUUCGGAUCUUCAACAUCAGCAGCGGGAAGCAGAAAAAGCUGUUUAAAGGGUCGCAGGGUGAGGAUGGCACCCUGAUUAAGGUGCAGACAGACCCCUCAGGGAUCUACAUUGCUACCAGCUGUUCCGACAAGAACCUCUCCAUUUUUGACUUCUCCUCAGGCGAGUGUGUGGCUACCAUGUUUGGCCACUCAGAGAUUGUCACUGGCAUGAAAUUUAGUAAUGACUGCAAACAUCUCAUCUCUGUGUCAGGGGACAGCUGCAUAUUUGUGUGGCGCCUGAGCUCUGAGAUGACCAUCAGCAUGAGGCAGCGUCUGGCUGAGCUGCGCCAGCGUCAGCGAGGGGGCAGUCAGCAAGGACCAUCCUCUCCCCAAAGGACUACUGGGCCGAACCGGCACGAGGCCCCAUCGAUGCUUUCUCCUGGACCUCCUCUCUCAUCAGACAGUGACAAGGAGGGAGAAGACGAGGGCACUGAAGAAGAAGAGCUUCCAGCUCUGCCCAUCCUUGGUACCAAGAAAGAGCCAGCCUUGGUGCCCAGCCCAGCACUGCCCCGAAGCCUGUCCCACUGGGAGAUGAGCCGGGUACAGGAGACAGAGGAGUUCCUGGACCCAGCUCCUUCAGCCAACCAAAGACCCAGAAGAAGGGGGCGCUGGGCUCAGCCAGGUGUGGAGCUGAGUGUUUGCUCCAUGCUGGACCUGCGGCAGCUGGAGACACUGGCCCCAAGCCCUCGGGGCCCUAGUCAGGACCCUCUGGCCAUGACCCCUUCUGGUCCUGGGAAGCAUGGUCAGCAGGCCUCUGAGACCUCACAUGCUAGCCAGAAUGAAAAGCCCCCUCGGCCUCAGGCUUCCCAACCCUGUUCCUGCCCCCACCUUAUCCGAUUGUUGUCCCAAGAGGAAGAGGUCUUUGCCCAAGAUCUGGGGCCUGCACCCAUCGAAGAUGGUAUUGUCUACCCUGAGCCGAGUGACAGCCCCACCCUGGAUACCAGUGAGUUCCAGGUGCAGGCACCAGCCCGAGGGACCCUGGGAAGACUGUACACUGGCAGCAGGGGCUCAGAGAAGCACAGCCCUGACAGCGCCUGCUCUGUGGACUUCAGCAGCAGUCGUCUUUCCAGCCCUGAGCACCCUAAUGAAGACUCUGAGAGCACGGAGCCCCUGAGUGUGGAUGGCAUUUCCUCAGACCUUGAAGAGCCAGCCGAGGGUGAUGAGGAAGAGGAGGAAGAGGAGGGAGGCACUGGCCCCUAUGGGCUGCAGGAAGGCAGCCCCCAUACCCCGGACCAGGAGCAGUUUCUAAAACAGCACUUUGAGACUCUGGCCAAUGGGGCUGCUCCAGGGGGCCCAGUCCGGGUACCAGAGCGGACAGAGUCUCGGAGCAUCUCUUCACGAUUCCUGUUGCAAGUGCAGACCCCCCAACUCAGGGAACCGUCCCCAUCUUCCUCAAGCUUGGCACUGACGUCGAGACUGGUCCAGGUGCCGCAGGCUUCUGGCGAGCAGCUGAGAGGCAGUGGUGCCAAUCCUCCAGGAGCACCCCCAGAGGUGGAGCCUUCCCCAGGGAAGCCUGGCCCCCAGCAGGCAGCCCCUGUGCUGUUGCCACGACGCCGUCUCAACCCAGAUAGUAGCUGCGCCCCCAAGAGAGUAUCCACAGCCAGCCCCUCAGGCAGACUCCAGAAAGCCCAGUCUGUGCAGAGUCUGGUGCCACAGGAUGAGGCCCCUCCACCAGGCCCAUUGCUCUUACAGGAGAUGGAGGUACAGAGGCGCCUAUGUUCCCUACCCCAGGCUGAUAGUCGUCUGUCUCGGCCCCAUUCCUACCAGAACCCCACCACAAGUUCCAUGGCCAAGAUAUCCCGCAGCAUCUCUGUUGGGGAGAACCUGGGCCUGGUGGCUGAACCUCAAGCUCCUGCCCACAUCCGAGUCUCACCACUCAGCAAGAUGGCCCUGCCCAGCCGGGCUCACCUGGUCCUGGAUAUCCCAAAGCCACUGCCUGAUCGUCCUACCCUGGCCACAUUCUCACCUGGUACCAAGGGCCGGGCCCCUGGUGAAGCAGAACAGCCUGGCUCCCCAGUGGGCCUAGGAAAGGCUCACAAUACAUCUGAGAGGCCGGCCUGUUUUGGGGAGGUUGCCACUCCCAAGCCUAGGACAGAGUGCCAGGCUCAGCCUGGGCCCAACAGCCCCCAUGCUCAGCAACUGCCAGUCAGCAGCCUCCUCCGAGGCCCUGAGAACUUGCAGCCCUUACCCCUUGAGAAGACUCCCAGCCCCAUGGAAUACACCAAGCCAGGGGCAGCCCUGAGCCAGGACUCAGAACCAGCCAUGAGCCUGGAGCAAUGCGAACAACUUGUGGCAGAGCUCCAGGGCAGCGUGCGCCAGGCAGUGCGGCUCUACCACUUGGUGUCCAGCUGCAAGACACCCUCAGUGGAGCAAAGUCGCAUCACUCAGCUCCUCAGAAACACCUUCUCUUCAGUGCGGCAGGAGCUUGACAUCCUGGCCGGGGCUGCAGUGUCCAGCCCUGGCGGGAGCCCUGGGGCAGUGGGGGCUGAGCAGACGCAGGCCCUGCUAGAGCAAUACUCAGAGCUGCUGCUUCGAGCCGUGGAGCGGCGCAUGGAACGCAGACUCUGAGUUCCAGAAGCCUGUCCCAAGUGAAUGCUCCCCCUCUUCCAAACUGUAGCCCUUCCUCCAUUCACCAAAACCUGUGGGGAUGCUUGGAGUGGACAGCAGGGAUCAGUGCUCAGAGGGGAAGCAGCUUUCCCAGCUGCUCCUCAUGGGACCCCUGUAUUUAUUAAUUUAUUUCCCUGACUGUUGCCUCACUUUCUUGGAACUCCUGCCUCCACAGCCCUUCAAGUGGCUUAUGCAGGGGUAGGUCUUGGUUGUCUUCGUCAUCUUGGUGCUGUGAGGAGUAGGAGGGCAGCAUGCCCCAUCUAGGGGAGAAGCUAGCCCUCUCUUCUUAGAAGCCAUUUGAAAUUACUGCAGGGAUCAGCUCCCUGGAGUGGAGCACACACAGGGUAUUCAGUGGGGUAGAGGUGAGAGGUGAUCUGGUAUCCAUGCCUUUUAGCCAACAGCGGAGCUUUACCUCUACCUCCACUUCCCCUCCCACACCAGCUGCACUCCCCUGGCUGCCAGAGCAGCGGUUAUCUAUUUCCCCCACUUCUUGGCAGUUCAGAAAGGCAGAGCCCUCUGGCCCUCCAGGGCACUCCCAGCCAUCAGGAGGCUUGAGUUGGUAUCAAGGCCUGAGCCCCCACAUUCCACUCCCAUUCCCCCUCCAAGAGGGCCCUAGCAUUGUCUCUUCCUGUGCCCCUCUCUCUCUCCUGGCCGGAACUUGUGGAGCCAGCUGUGGGACAUUGCUGCAGGACAGUAAAGCCCUCUGCUGGGCAUACAUGAAGCCCUGGCCUCCUUUCCUCAGCUCCUUGACCUUCCCUGUCCUCCAGCCCUGGUCCCCAGCAGGUUGCUGGAGGCCACCUUCUCCCUGCAUCCUGAGUGAUGCUUAGUCAGAAGCCUGUGUUGGAAAUUCCCUCAUGGUUUACAGGGCGCUGGCUCACCUUCUAAGGACCUUGGUCACAGAUGAAAUCUAUAUAGAUGCACGCGCACGCGCGCACACACACGUACGUACGUACGUACGUACGUUGAUGCUGGCUGAUGUGUGCCUGGUUUCCUCUCAUGGCCUGCCCUAGCUUUACCACCUUGCUACUAUCAAAGAACGUGAAAGGGAAUGGAACACACUAAACCUGAAUUCUGGAUUCUUGGUGUCCGCAGCCUAGUGGAGAUGGCCCACAGUUUAUCUGGUUUGAGUAGAAGGAGCCUCCUCAGAGGGGUGCUCUAGAUACUGGAGGUUGAAGAGAGGGAGGUGCAUGGGACUGCAGCAGGGGUCAAGAGACACAAUGGAGAGGUGGUAGGUGGGACAGGUAAGUCGUAGAGGUGAGGGGAUAGAUGAGAAUUAGAAGGGCAGUUUUAGAGGUGAGGAGAUAGGGCACAGUGGGUAAGUACAGUAGGACCAAGUAGUGAAGCGAAGAGUUGGGGUAAAGAAUAUGUGUCUCUGGGCCCCACUGCUUCCCUCUGUCUCAGGUAAGUCAGGGCAGCUCUGCCACAGCUCUAGGCCACUAAAGCCCAUUUUCCCAUGGACAGGCCUUUGGGCCCUGCUGGCUUUAUUGGUGGAGGCUUAGAAAGAAAUUGGAUUCUGAAGGGUGCCAGCUCUGUUGCAUCAGUCUGAAUGCACCUGAACAGAUGAAACUUAUUUCACCCUCACUUUUCUCUAUUACCACCACCUGCGUCGCCAAGCUGCAAAGAAUCCUGGCCCAGGAACUCUCACAGCUAAGGGUGGACACUGGGCAUGACUGCGGCUGCCCGGGUCAGGUUAGAAAUCCACUCACGGUGUACCCCUAACCAGCACACCAGCCACAGUCCACCCUAAAUGAGCUCAGGCCUGGUCCUCUGGUUCUUCACCAUCCUCAGCCAGUCUGUCCCUCACAGAAGGAGCUACACUCCUGCCAAGGUUUGUGAGAAGGUGGCUGCCCUUUCCCUACCCCAAGCCCAGCGUGGGGGAGGUCUUGCGCCCGUCCUCUUCUGCAUGUCUGAGGCCACCGGCAACUGCCGCCCCCGUUGAGAUUUGCCCUGACCCAGUUUUGAAAGACCCUUAUUUAUAACUUUUAUACUUUGUCCAGGCCUUGGCCCUUCCCUACUCCCCAGGUCUCAUGGGGCAGAGGCUGUUUUUUUUUUAACAUGUUCGUUUGUAUUGAUGUAUGAACUCGUCAAUAAACACAAUCAUUUGCUAA
Messenger RNA from Camelus dromedarius (Arabian camel), 10299 nucleotides. RefSeq names its product mitogen-activated protein kinase binding protein 1 (gene MAPKBP1). The record is from RefSeq and is a predicted model, not a curated record. Gene Ontology annotation, molecular function: protein binding. Gene Ontology annotation, cellular component: cytoplasm. Gene Ontology annotation, biological process: positive regulation of JNK cascade; negative regulation of canonical NF-kappaB signal transduction. The transcript is spliced from 32 exons. Lineage: Eukaryota; Metazoa; Chordata; Mammalia; Artiodactyla; Camelidae. Bases 3626 to 8152 code for a protein of 1508 amino acids.